CCCUCCCCUUUUCGAACCCUGCCAGGCAUCCCGCCCCUCCCAUUCAGAGCCCAGACCGUGGACCACCUUCUUUCUGGAAUCCUGACACCAGGCCCUACCUCUGUUCCCUUCUCACAUCAUCAGGGACCAACCGUUCAGAUAAGUGGGAAAGUGGAGAAUUCCCCUCGGGGUCCCGAGAAAAUGGGGACUAUAAGGGGUGUUCACUGUAGCCCGAGCCGGGCUCUAGGACCCAGCGGGCAAGUCCGCCCGCUUUGCUCCUACCCCUCCCCCAAGCCGCCCCCUCCCCCCCACACGUCUUCCAGGUUCCCCCUCCCUCCCCCCUCGCCCCGGCUCCCGGUGCCCGUCUCCAGCGCCGCCGGAGCCAGCGAGGGAGCGGGAGCGAACAGGAGGAGGAGGAGGCCGCGUCGCCGCCGCUCGGAGCCCGGCCGGAGCCUCCCAGGCAGGUACAUGGUGCGGGUCCGAGCCGUGGUGAUGGCCCGAGAUGACUCCAGUGGGGGCUGGCUGCCUGUGGGGGGCGGGGGCCUCAGCCAGGUGAGCGUAUGUCGGGUCCGAGGGGCCAGGCCCGAGGGGGGGGCCCGCCAGGGGCACUACGUCAUCCACGGGGAGCGGCUUCGGGACCAGAAAACCACCUUGGAGUGUACCUUGAAGCCAGGCUUGGUUUACAACAAAGUGAACCCUAUCUUCCACCACUGGAGCCUGGGGGACUGCAAGUUUGGGCUGACAUUUCAGAGUCCUGCAGAGGCUGAUGAAUUCCAGAAGAGUCUUCUAGCUGCACUGGCUGCCCUCAGCCGAGGCUCGCUCACUCCCUCCUCUUCCUCUUCCUCCUCCUCCCCUUCCCAGGACACUGCAGAGACCCCCUGCCCUCUGACGUCCCACGUGGACAGCGACUCCUCCUCCAGUCACAGCCGCCAGGAGACUCCUCCCACAGCUGUUGCAGCUCCCAUUGUCACGGUGGAGUCGACCUCUGCCUUCCCACCAGCCACGCCUCCACAACGGAGACGCUCCUCUGCUCAGAGCUAUCCUCCGCUUCUACAGUUCACUGGGAUUCCAGAACCCUCAGAAUCUCUAGCCGGGGCAGGGAGCCAGGGCUGGGGCGGCCGUGGCUAUGAGGACUACCGGCGAACCGGACUACCAGCACCUCUUCCCCUGUCUACCUGCGUUGUGGGCUUUGCCAAGACUGGUGCAUUGAGGGGUGCAGCCCUGGGUCCCCCAGUAUCACUUCCUGCCCCUCUCACUGAGGCUGCACCCCCAGCACCCCCUGCUCGUCCACCCCCAGGUCCGGGUCCCACCCCUGCACCGGCCAAGGCCUCCCCGGAGGCCGAGGAGGCUGCACGUUGUGUGCACUGCCGAGCACUCUUCCGCCGCCGUGCAGAUGGGCGUGGUGGUCGCUGUGCAGAGGCCCCAGACCCAGGUCGCCUGCUAGUGCGCAGGCUCAGCUGCCUGUGGUGCGCUGAGAGCUUGCUGUAUCACUGCCUGUCGGACGCCGAGGGCGACUUCUCGGACCCCUGCGCUUGUGAGCCAGGCCACCCACGCCCUGCCGCGCGCUGGGCUGCUCUGGCUGCAUUGUCCUUGGCAGUGCCCUGCCUCUGCUGCUACGCACCCCUGCGCGCCUGUCACUGGGUUGCGGCACGAUGUGGCUGUGCAGGCUGCGGGGGUCGCCAUGAGGAGGCUGCACGGUGAGGAUCGUUGGGCUGGUUUUAAAGUCAGUCUGAAGACCCAAAUUGGAGGGUCCAGAACCCUGAACUCCGUAGGAACCUAAAACCCAAACUUAGGUACGUCUGGAACUUGGAGUUUGAAUGGAUUUGAGAGAUCCCAGAUCUGGUACCUGGACCCCAUACCUAGGACUAAGAUCCCAGACCCAGCUUCAUCAGGAUGUCUGUCAAGUGGACCCAGGAGUCCUGAAUUCUGGAUUCUCCCUCCCUCUUCCCCACUGAGGAGACU
Messenger RNA from Phodopus roborovskii (desert hamster), 1941 nucleotides. It is a transcript of the gene Spred3, whose product is annotated as sprouty related EVH1 domain containing 3. Bases 181 to 1680 code for a protein of 499 amino acids. Lineage: Eukaryota; Metazoa; Chordata; Mammalia; Rodentia; Cricetidae. Gene Ontology annotation, cellular component: membrane. The record is from RefSeq and is a predicted model, not a curated record. Gene Ontology annotation, molecular function: protein kinase binding. Gene Ontology annotation, biological process: multicellular organism development; negative regulation of MAPK cascade. The transcript is spliced from 6 exons.